Molecule: messenger RNA, 372 nt
Organism: Cooperia oncophora
Lineage: Eukaryota; Metazoa; Nematoda; Chromadorea; Rhabditida; Trichostrongylidae
Source: the annotation of a GenBank genome assembly
AUGACGGGUGAUGAUAGCGAGGUGUCCAGUCGUGCACUGCUCCAAUUCGCCGUCAGGGGCGGGUGCAGCGAUAGCGAUAGGUGUGAGAAACGUAGCUCUAAAACCGGAGAUUGUGGGUUAACAUUAGGGUGGGUGUCAUCGAUUGGUUUCCCAGCUGAGGCCGGAUGGGUAAUAUCAAUGGGUUCGUGUGCCAAUGGAGGUGGAUACUAUCAUUACGCUUAUUCGGUGCUUCGUGGAUGCGACCGUGUUAUACCAGUUGAUAUUUAUGUUCCUGGCUGCCCACCAACUGCUGAGGCGCUGCUUUAUGGAGUGCUGCAACUACAGAAGAAAAUCAAGCGGAAGCGUGAAGCUCAGCUGUGGUACAGGCGAUAG